This is a messenger RNA of Acanthopagrus latus (yellowfin seabream), 3084 nucleotides long. Its product is annotated as ubiquitin-conjugating enzyme E2 H-like. The transcript is spliced from 7 exons. NCBI's taxonomy places the organism in Eukaryota, Metazoa, Chordata, Actinopteri, Spariformes, Sparidae. The record is from RefSeq and is a predicted model, not a curated record. Gene Ontology annotation, molecular function: ubiquitin conjugating enzyme activity. Gene Ontology annotation, biological process: protein polyubiquitination; ubiquitin-dependent protein catabolic process. The coding region runs from base 327 to 878 and encodes 183 amino acids. Gene Ontology annotation, cellular component: nucleus.
ACCCGGGCCCCUCCUCUCCUCGGUGUGGACGCUGGAGGUUGAUGUCACAGGCGGAGAGAGUCUUCAGGACGGGACGCAACGAGGCAGAGCUGGUCAGGGGGGGAAACACUGAAGAUCCGCCGAGAGCAGAAGAAGGAGGAAAAAAAAAAAAAAAGAAAGAAAAAGAAAAGAAAAGUGGGCGAUGUUGCAGCAAGGAUCUUGUUUAUGGACAUCGUGGGAAGGCUGCUGAUACAGUCCAGAGGGCUUGUGAGGUAUUUUCAAGCUGCAAGGUUGAGGUAGCCUCAUCGCCGCAGUAUUUUUAGAUCACUUCUGAAAGGAAUACAAAAAUGUCGUCUCCAAGUCCGGGCAAGAGGCGAAUGGAUACCGACGUGGUGAAACUCAUCGAGAGCAAGCAUGAGGUCACCAUCCUCAGCGGUCUCAAUGAGUUUGUAGUCAAGUUUCACGGACCACCAGGAACGGCGUAUGAAGGAGGUGUGUGGAAGGUGCGAGUGGACCUACCAGAUAAAUACCCCUUCAAAUCACCAUCAAUAGGAUUCAUGAAUAAAAUCUUUCAUCCCAACAUCGAUGAAGCGUCAGGAACUGUGUGUUUAGAUGUCAUUAACCAGACAUGGACGGCUCUCUACGACCUCACCAACAUCUUCGAGUCGUUCCUCCCUCAGCUGCUCGCCUACCCCAACCCCAUCGACCCUCUCAACGGGGACGCGGCGGCCAUGUACCUGCACCGACCGGAGGAUUAUAAACACAAGAUCAAAGAGUACAUCCAAAGGUAUGCCACGGAGGAGGCUCUAAAGGAGCAGGAGGAGGGAGGGGGCGACUCCUCCUCCGAGAGCUCCAUGUCAGACUUUUCGGAGGACGAGGCUCAGGACAUGGAGUUGUAGUGAAGGGAGGAAGACCCCGUCCCCCUUCACCUCACAACAGACUGUUGUUUCCUAAAGAGCAGAAACUCAGUACUAUAUUCAUAUUUAAACAAGACAAUUUUUUACAGCGACACAAGGAUUUUUAUUGUGACACAAGGAUUUGCAGUAUGAUAUUGCAGAAUAUUAACUCUUAUUUAGGAAGUCACGACCACCUACCCUUUGCCCCCACGAGAGCCUGUUUCGAUCAGAAAGGAGUACAUCAUUCAUUUCCAUGAUCUCCAGCGGGGAGACCAGCGCUGGAGGCAGGAGGACGGUCAUCCAAACAAAACUGUUUACAUUUUUGGUUCCACAAGCCACAACUCACCACCUCUUCAGCUGUAACAUGCGUAGCUGUCACCAGUUUUUUCCGUCUUAAUUUGACAUUUUAGUGAGUCAUCACCGACAGAGGACUGCAGGAUGACAAUCCACCACUUCUGAGCGGUGUCAGCUUCAAAAGAACGAGGACGCUCAACUGUCACCUUUUUCAUUUUUUUGAUUUUGCCCCUUCCUGAAGGAGUCGCCGUUACAAUCAUCGCCUCCGAGGAGCUGACGACCGGGAGGCCACAGCGCCGCCACGUGUUCAUCGUAUACAGAUGGUACAGGCACAAACCUCUCUGACAGGACUGCAAACCUGCUGACACGUCACACACACACCAUCAAACAACAAACACAUCAACCAUGACAACGCCACAGUGUGUGUGUGUGUAUGUAUGUGUGUGUGAAUGCAUGAAUGUAAUCCAGGGAAUCAUGGUGUAUUGAUAACCUGUGUUGUACUGACCGCUGACACAGAUCAGGAGCACAUUCCUGCUCCCUCCCCUUCAACACCCAUCUCUUCCCUUCUCCUCCUCCUCCUCCUCCUCCUCCUCCUCUCCGUUUUAGGAAAGUGUUUGUCAUUCUCUGAGUAUCUUUGUAUAUUGUGGCAUGACACAGAAGUAAAGUUGUGUAGGGCUUUGUGGAGCUGUAACGCUGUAGACAUGGGGAGGACACCUGUGUGCAGGUGCGGUUUAUCCAGGUCCUUGUUGAAUUAUUGAACUUCUUAACUUUGCCUAUUGCUUGUGUUGAACUAUAAUAGGUGUUUGACUUGCGUAGGGAUACUUAGUUUUUUUGCGGGUGGUGAAUCCUAUCAUUAUGUAUGGUUUAAUACUUAUAUAACACACUAGUUUAAAGACUAAUUGUCCUGUAAAGGUGAGGAGAGUUAAUAACUUCUGUGUCUGUGGGAUGAAUCAGUUCCUCCAAAGACACGUUGCACCCCCUGCACCCCCUUCUUAUAUGCAAAUAUGUCCAUAAAAGAUAAUUUACGUCGUCAGACAGAAGUGCUCUUUGUUUCAGCCAUUCAACACUGCCGCAUUUAUGUUUUCAUGCUGUUGAUGGCCUGUUUUUUCUUCUUUUCAAAAUGGUGGGACCAAAAUGUAAUGGAUCUACAAGCUUAGUUUCAUAAUUAUACCCUCUCAGAAAACAAGGAAAUCCUCCUCAUAUUAAAGGAAAAAAAAGACUCGAGUCUGGGGUUAAACAAGAAGACGGACGAAUAAUGUUCCUCCAAAGUGUCAAAAUCUCAACGCUCAAGUUCAGUCACAGGUUUAUUUUUCUUCAGAGGACAGUUUAAAAGCUUUCCGGGACAAGAUUUGUGUUCCCGGUGUGAGUUUCCUGUUAAAUUUCAUGAUGGUGCGCUGGUCUGCGUGUCAGUGCGGGCUGAAAGCCUGACAUAUGUUUGCAGGAUGCACUCCUGGCGUUGCAGAUCAGUGUGCAUCAUUUCUGGAAAGGAAAACAAAAAAAUGCGACUCUUACUUUAGCCCAGUCACAAGCGGCUCCUUGGAUUAUAAUCCAAACUUUAAUUAACAACCCCCUGUGUUAUUUUUCAAAAUGAUAUCAGGAUGUUUCUCUGGUCUCUUGGAAGAGGGUUUACCUUUGUUUGAGAAUUAACAUAGUUUGGCAUAACAAGCAUGUCACAGAUUGUUUUUUGACAUGACAUUAAAAAAUGUAUUUGUUGAAUGACUCUAGUUGAAACGGCUGUGUUUGGCCUCAAUAACCAAAUAUAAGUUGGUUUAGGUCUUAGGACUGUCAUUUGCAACAAAAAACAAACCACUGUCCAGCCUUGUCGUCCAUUGUUAUCUGGAUUCAUCAGUGUGUUAUGUAUUUUUUUUUAUUAAUGAGACGCAUAUAUUUGACGCCUAUAAUUUCUUUGAAUGUU